This is a messenger RNA of Chelonoidis abingdonii (Abingdon island giant tortoise), 4568 nucleotides long. Lineage: Eukaryota; Metazoa; Chordata; Testudines; Testudinidae. The record is from RefSeq and is a predicted model, not a curated record.
AUGGAGUCUGCAGUCACAUGGAUAAUCUGUGAUACAUGUAGCUCCAGAGAGUUUGCAACAGACCUUUUCAAGAUGUAUCGAAUAUCCCAGCUAAUGUCAACACCAGCAGCAAGUAAAUGUUCUUCAGUGUUUGAUAAAGAGACCAGGCAAAGUCUGUCCCCUGAACACAUUUUGCCAAGUUACCCUUAUGCCUUUCUGGAUAGUGACACCUCCUAUGAAUGUUGUUCCAUAAACCCCUUGACAGGCUCUCUUUUCACAUGUCGCCGUAGUCCUCGGCUUCUUACUAAUGGCUAUUACAUUUUGACGGAAGACAGUUUUCUGUCUGAUGAAGAUGGUAACGUAACACUGACCCCAACCCAGAAAAGUGUUACAUAUAAGGAGAAAUUAGUUAGAAUAUUCAGGAGAAGGAAGAAAAUCCGUCGCUCUCUUGCUAGUCUGUUCAGUCUCAGUGCCUCGGAUUCAUGGCUCAACAGCACUGCCCUUAGCAAUAUGGAUUCUCCUCAUGUAGAGGAGAUUUGGAAUGAUGGAGAUAAUAAACUAGAUGCCAGUCAGCACUAUGGCAAUGAUGACUGUGAAUUUUCUUCUGAAUGCAAAAGCUGGAUGUCACAAAGGCAAACACCAGCAGUUGAUGCAUCCUCUUUUUCUAAAGAUGUGGUGUUCAUUCAGUCAAGAAAACAGUUCGGUGAUUCCUCUCCGUGCUCCCAGUUUAUGGUAGAUGGGUAUUUCCAUGAAGAGACUUUGGAUCAUUCAAAAUCCAAUGCAGUGAGAAAUGUCAUUUAUCAAAUGAUUAUACUAUCCAUGUGUUUAAUCAUUUCAGUGUGUGCAAGAUGCUUUCUGGGAGGACGCUUUGCCACUUUGUCGGUCUUUCUGCUGCUGAUAAUUUUAGUUUGAAAUAAUUGAAAGACUGAAUCGGUAAGUAAAACGCUAUAAAGGAUUGUAGGGUAAGAAAAAGUAAUGCUCAGAGAAGAGUGAGCCAUUCAUUCAGAUAAUGAAGUCUGCAGAUUCACCAGCUCAGCUGUGACUUUGUCAGAUUUUAUGAGCUAAUACUGGUUAGACUUGCUCAUUACUGGAAUGGAAAACCUUCAAGAAAAAACAGGUGCUUAGGAAGAGGUUUGGGUGAUUCAAUAGGUUGCAAUCCUGACUCUAAGUUUGCAUUGUGUUAAUAUGCUGCUGAGGUUGCUAUCUGUAGGAUGAGCUGUACAACUAAAGUAUUGUCCAUUUGUGCUGAAAAGAUCCCAUGGAGCUUUUCACCAGAAUUGGGUGUUAGCCUUAGUAUCCUCAUCAGAUUUCAGUAUAACUAAUUCCAUCUAAACCUCCUUUCUGGUUUCAUUUGAAUAAAGUAUUCUUCAUUUUCUGCCCUAACUACUGAAUCGUUUGGGCUGUUAAACAAUUGCUGUGUCUCAGCCUAGAGGUGGUUGCAUUUCAGUGUGCCGGAUUUAGACAAAGAGAUGCAGGGCCAGGUCCCUGAGCUGCUGUACAUUAGUGUGGUUCCAGUGAAUGAAAAGAGUUACACUAAUUUACACCAGCUGAAGAUUUGGGCCCUAAUAGCUUACAGAGCCCUUUGAGACUCUUCUAGUGAUGCCAGUGGGGCUCUGCAUAGGCACAGGGGCCACCCAAGCUUUGUAACUUGCAGGAUUUGGGGCCUUGGAGACUACGAUAGUGAAACAAAAUGUCUAGCAAGCCCUACAAAUCCAUCUUUUGUUGAUGUCUAAAUCGUUUUCAUUAAUGUUGCUGCUCUGGCCAUAGAACAUGCAUUACAGUCUUGAAAUAACCUGUUGUCAAACUGUUUAAAAGCUGAGAAUGGUUCUGGAUAGUGGUGAAUUGGACAAUGUACUUAAAACUCUUCAGGGCCUUCAUUGUCUCAUCCUUGCCACAGCCUUUUGGCCUUUAUUUCUAUUCUGGGUUCUUUCCUAGUGAUUUUGAAGACAGAAAAAUGAGUGUUAGAAACACAAGAAAAGAGAGAAUGGAAAUUAAUUGUGCCAGAAUAGUGCUUCCUGUUAGAGACCAGAAGUGCUACCUUCAGAAAAGUCAGGAGUCAGAGGGUUGGAAGAGCAGCUGGAGACACCAGAAUCAUAUGGUUAACUUAACAAAUAAAGAGUCCAUGACCUUUAUUUUUAAAGCAUUGAACCUUAUUUUUCUGAUAUUGGAUUUAAGAGACAAUGCUAAAUAUUAAUCCCCUUGAGUGCCCAGUGAUCACUGUUCUGUGACUAUGCUAUCUCAUAACUAAUUUGUUAUACCUACCAAGUAUGCCAGUUUAGCUAACACAGUGUAAAAUUUCAUCUCCCCGUGCUAUAAAGUGAAGAACAUGUGAUCGUGUAGUAUUGUCUACAAAAUCUUUCUGCCAUCGCUGUUUUUGGUCUGCUUAUCAUCCAUUGUGCUAAAACUGGCACCAGUGGAACCACAGUUGCUAAAUCUGACAGGUAAUGCUGCCUGUGGAAAGGCCAACUCCACAGGUAGGAUGCGAACAGGCUGGCAGGCAUAAUAGAAGUAUCUGUAAACUUUUGUAAAAAUUAAUUUUAAAAAAUUGAAGGUUCUGAUGAAGGAAAAAAGGAAAUGAUAAAUCACAGUUCAGCUGCCUGUAUUUUUAUAGUUACUCACCUUUAUGGCCAUCCUCAAACAGGAUACAUUCGUGUUUGUGAGAGUGAAUCCCUGGAGAUGUGGGGAAAUGAAGGAAAACAUAGUGGCAGUUAUUUAAAAUGAACAUGCCAACCUUUCAAGGGGUAAAUAUCAUUCUGGUUGUAUUUUGAAUGUAAGACUCAGCACCAAAAGCUCAAGCAGGGAAAACAGCCACAUUAUCUAUUUUGGAUAUUGAAAUACUGUUGCUGAAUAUGUUAAAUAUUUCCCUGAUAAAAAUAGACCAGGUGAGAAACUAACAGUCCAGUAUUUGUAGUUUAAAUAAAGACACCAGGGUGUACUUCAGGCAGAGAAUCCUGAAGUAAAGGAAAAUUGCUUCACAUAUUAAUAAUAUUAUUAAUAAUAAUAAAAAUACAAUGACAGUAAAUAAUAAAAAAUUGAGAGGUGCUACACACCUCCAUAUUUUUCUUGUAAUACAGAUGAUAAGCUUGAAUAAUUCUGUGAAUAUUACAUAAUUCAGCUUCUUUAUUCACUUUAACUCUAGAGUGACAGAUUACUUGUGUGGUAUUUAUAUAUAUUUUGUUACUUAUGCUGUGCUAGUUAUAGUGGGCCUUCUUUUAAAUGUACUUUUUAUCUCAAUGAGGAGAAAAUUCUCUAUUUUUAAAAUAAUUCCUAGGAAUUCAUGAUGAAAAUAGAACCAAACUUUUUAUUGCCUUGCUGGAAUGAAACACUGGGUCACAGUUAAUCAAGGCUGAUGAAAGAGUAAAGCCAACAUUUUGUAACAAGGGUGCCUAAAUCCAUAUUUAGGCUCCUAAGUAAAAGUAGAUUUAGUUUUGAAGUGCUGAGCAUCUGCAGCUUCUAUUAAUUGGAGAAUCAGGCUCAGAGUAUUUUAAACAGUAUUUCUAGUGAAGUACAAACACUUGUUGACUGCUAGUUAGUGUGACAUUUGUUUACUAUGAGAGGGCUACUGUAUUCUAAAGUCUCUACUUUCAGUAAUUGAGCUCUUGUUCAAUUUAAAUGUAUUGAAUUCAUUAAAAUACAAAUCCACUGAGGAAUUUUCAAGAUGCACAUGUAACAAUAAAUGUAUCACCUUUUGCUAUUAUAAUCCUUGUUCACCAUGCCCUGAUCUUUUGUUUGGUCAUUCCUUACUGUGUAAAAUCAAAGUUCAUGCCCAAUCCUGCAAACACUUGAUACCAGAUAUAUUGCCUAUUCUAGUGAGGAGUCUGGGCUCUCAACGGUAGCAAGCAUUAUGCCCAGCAGUGUUUGUAGGAGCCCUUAGAUUGUAAGCUGUUUGGAACAGGGACACAUCCAUUAUUAUCCAUCUGUGGAGCACCCUAUACACCCGUGGAACUAUACUAACAAUAGCAGUAGCCCGCAGAACUGAAGGGUGUGGUAAAAAAGUACCAGUAUAUCAAAUAGGUACAGACUUUGGGCCCAGUUCUAUGGGAUCUGGCCCUUCACUUGUCCUAUACCUUUAUUUUAUAAUAUGCUUAUAUAUUAGAAUGUAAAUCAAGAACAGUUAUUAGUUGUGAGGGUAUUAAUAAAGAAUCUUGCUAAGAAUUGCACACGUUUGUCACCUCAGAGUGCUUGUUAUAUCUUGUUGUUUAGAUUGUAAGCUUUCUGGGGCAGGAAAUGUUAUUCAUUCUGUAUUUAGACAGUAGCUAGCACAAGGGAGCCUAAUUUGGUUGAGGCCUUUAGGAGCUACCACAGUAGAAAUGUUAAAUAGUAAUUACAAGUCUUAUAGAGAUUUGAUGAAAAGAGAGAGGUGCAUAUCAUAAAUUGGCAUAAACCAGCAGAUGGCCACCACCUAAGGUUUUGACCCAUAGUUUUUCUGCAACUGAGAAUUGCAGAGCCACAUCAAACGCUAUAGGGCUCGAUCUUGCAGUUCUUACUCAGAUGAACAGUCUCAUAAUGGAACCCAAUAUACGGUAUAUUCAAAAUAUUUCUAAUGAAGAGUAACAUUAAUGGUAUAAAGCUUAUUUUGUCAUGCUGCU